AUGCUAAUAGCCGCUCCAGGACUCGCGGCCAUCACAGGACCCAGCUCGUACAGCUCCGGUUACAGCUGCUCCGCCGAGAAGCGCGGGGGGGAGGGGGCAGGAAGGGAGGUGGUGGAGGAGGGGAGAGGCCCGCCCAUAGAGUCGCGCAGAUCAAUAGCCGCGCCGCGCCUGACGAGAGCUGAGGCAGACCCGGCCCUCGACACAGCGCACCGCUCUGCAGAGCCUCGCACGAUGGGGCGCGCCUACCUCAUGUGCGUGGUGACCCUUCUGGCGACCACCACCGCAUACAUACCUCAUGAGAAGGAGCACUUCCUGACGGACGCCCUGCUCAGGGAGAUGGUGGACAGGAUGGGCAGCGAGCUGGAGGACGCCGCAGACGCCUACAUGGACUUCCCGGACUCCAGCAGGAUGGGGCUGGUGCCAGGCCGCGCCAUCAAGGACCUGGAGGCCAAGGAGCGACAGGAGUUCCCUCUGGACUACGACCACCUCCUGGAGGCUGGUAACCCCAGCACCAGUAUCCGCGACCAGGAGUACCUGCAGCACAGCUCGCUGUGGGGCCACCAGUACAUGACAGGUGGUGCGGGCGAGGGCAAGCAGCGCCUCAAGCCCGACGGCGCCGUCAGGAACCAGGUGCAGGUGAAGACCGACGCGGCGCUGCCCGCCUACUGCAACCCGCCCAACCCCUGCCCCAUCGGGUACUCCGCCGACGACGGCUGCCUCCAGGACUUCGAGAACACCGCCGCCUACAGCCGGGAGUACCAGGCGGCCCAGGACUGCAUGUGCGACUCUGAGCACAUGUUCGACUGCCCGGUGACGUCAGGCCGCGACCUGACAGGCAGCGCUCCUGGCGGCGGAGACCUCACCGAGUCGGACAUCGACCGCAUCAUGCAGCAGUUCCAGGUCGAGGACCAGCACAAAAGUCUUGUGGCCAAGAAGUUUCACGUGAAGAAGGAUGGGAAUCCCUUCCUCCGCGGCGACAGGUUGCCAGUCGCCGCCAAGAAGGGCAUCAACGUCAACUACUAGAGACCUGCUCUGCGUUAGUUUUUAGUUACUCUCUUAAUACUAUAGCCUACAUGUUCUCUAUAUAUUUGUUUGAUGUUACAAAAGUGCAAGAGUAAUAAUCAAAACUAUGAAUGUUGAAAAAACAAACCUGUACACUUUCAUACACGUCAUUUUGUGGCCUGCAAUAUAAGCAGUCUCUCUAUCAUGAAGUGUAUAUAUUAUAUUUACAUCUAAGUGCUACUAUUAGGUAUUGUAUAAUAUGCUUCCCAAUUUUUAAAAUUGAUGAUAGUGUUAAUCCAAAAAAUAGUUUUAUUUUUGAUACUGUAACAUGGAAUAUCGCACUACUACACAAUCGGCACCACCAUCAAAGUUAUGUAAAUAGGUUUUUUUUAAUUUAAAAGAAUAGUUAUUAGAAUAUAUUAAAAAACUCUAUUGUAUAACCUACUUUAGCAGUACAUAGUGUUAAUGCAUCUAAAUUAUCCAUCAAGUAUCCAUUCAAGUAUCGUAUAAAGCACAAAUUAUAUCUGUACGUUCUAAUAUUAAUCAUAAUGAAUGUAUAUAUAUAUGUUUGUAAAUUUAUCUGUAACAUAUUUUAUUGCUGCUCAAAAAUCGUAGGUAUGACGCAUGCAGAUAAGAAAAACAAACUAUCCAUAGAGUAGUAAAUUACAUCUCGCUAAACGCGGCAAGGAGUUUUUCGUGAAAUUUUAAUCCGUACUAUAGUAUUUAAGUAGAGAUUUAAAAUGAUUUAAUAUUGGCGACCUAAUCUAGUGCUUGCUGCCACCAAUGUUUGAUUUGAAAAAAAAACCCAUCCCAGUUGACAUAAAUUAAUAAAACAAACAAAAGUCACAGUUUGUUCUAACUUAAGUAAUGUUGAAUAAAACAGAUUAUUUUGAAUCCCAUCAUCCCUUCCCGCAAAUGGGUUGAUUGGCCAAAAAUUGGGCAUUUACAGAAUGACAAAAAAAAAAAAAACGCCGCACAUGAUUCGGAUCGUGUCAGACAAAACUACAAUUUAACUGAUCAGCCUUGUAGUUCAUCUGCAUGAAUUAGCAAGAAGCCCGCGGUUAACUUGGAGGACACUGCUUGUGUGUUCAGAGCGUCGUUCUUCAGCCACUUAGUUCCAGCGUCUGGCAUCUGUGAAUGUCUGCGGAGAAAAGCGUCAUCAUCCAUCACAGUCGGUUGCCUUUAAAAAUUAUCAGGUUGCUGCCUCUAUUACCUUGUAAAGAAAGUAGAUGUUUGAUAAUAGAAACCACUAAAUAUUUAACGCAGCCAUCAAAGUGUCAAACUACUAAACACACGUAAAUUACUAAAUUUUUCGUGUGAACAGGCAUUGUAUCACUCCCAGACAAUACACAAAUGGAAGAAAAGCCACUGCUUUGAGGGAAGUUAAGAAUUACAAAACGCACUUGCAGACAAAACAAAACUAAUGCAGCUACCCGCAGGCAUUCGGCUAGAAGAUGUGUUAUUAUUCCAUACUUAACAUUAUCAAAAAUAGUGAGAAAAUAAUUCGAUUAUAAAUAACCAAUUUGCUUUAGAAGUAACAGUGUUUUUCGGUUGCCAGUGCACACAAUAAUUUUCUUAAAAAUAUAUAAUUUCAUAUAAAUGUAAUACAGAUUAAGUAAAAUGUUAAAAAAAAUGUGUCAUUCUUUUUAAAGAAAUUAAGGUCAACUGUAUCCAAAUCCUAAAUUUUGUCACUUGCUCACUUAAAAAAUUUAAGUCCGAAAUCAGGUUUUUGUAAUUAUUUCAUGUAAUUUUAAUAUGUUAAAAGACUGUCCCUUUUCCCAUGACCCGAAUCAGAAGUAACCACUAUGCAUGUUUGAGGCUGCUGAAAUAGUUUUCCCUUGAAUCUUCAUUUUACAAAAUCUUUUGUAGUGACACCACCAAAUAAAAUUUAUUAAGGGAAAUGUAUUCCUACUUGAAAAUAAAAAAAAACAAAUGAAAUUCAGACAAAUAUUUUGCCGUGACCUUAAAAAUUAUCUUAUAAUUAUGAUAACAAAUAACUGACACACGUCUCUAGACAACUUUAGCGUGUAUGUUUAGGGUUUGCAAUAGCUUUAUCGAAGAUACAGGAGGAUUUUAGUUACCUUGGUAUAUAUAAAGAUGUUCAAAUUAAUAUUUUAGUGAAAACAUUAUCGAAGGGUGCAAUGUGUAAGCAAAUGAGAGGCCCGCAAAUGUUCGACUCGUGUGCCACGUGUCAAUCCAAGGCGACUUUAGGUAUCGAUAAGCAUUCUAGAAAAUAGGACGCAAAUGCACUGGGUUCUUGUGUUUAGUUUCAAGCCAGGUAGAGCUUCAGCAAAAACUUUACCUCGACGAGCAGAAAAGUGUAUUCCGAAGUGUAUUCUCGUUAGCAUUAUCAAUCUACUAUUUGCAUGGCGCUUAAUGCCCAGGAAUUCAGGAUACCUAAAAGUUUUAAGGCCAAGAACAGCCGUUUGAAAAAAAAAAGUAGAAGGAGCAGUAGUUACGGAUGCGUUAUGGAGUGAGUUUUUGUUUUUAGGUUAUUAUUCGAAGUGCCAUGGCGUUCGUUUCCAUUGUGACGAAGUCUUGGUGUCCAGAAUCGCGGCCAUACCGAAAACAGUUGAUAGUAGAUGCGGGAUGUCAGUUGAGAGGUUCGUGUUGCGCUCAGAUCACUGCGACAUCACCGCCAGCGACCUCAGACGUGUGACUGAUGGUCUGGACGUGGUAUCACACUCACGAGACCCAAGUUUGUAACUCACACCCCCUUUGCAGCAUUUCAAUUUAUUUAUCAUAUCACUAACCAAAUUUUAACUGUAGUUCUUAGUUUAUCCCGAAAGCAAAUUACACACCGUAUAUAAAGCUAUGUAGUAAUGCCAUGAUUUCAAAUUAAAUACGUUUACCAAGUAAACUUAUUGACUUUAUACACCAGUAACUAUUAAUGUGUGUUUUAAAAUGUCCUAGCGACAUAAAAAAUAUUCUAAAUGCUUUUUAUUAGAUGUUUUUAAGAUACUUAUUACUGCGUGAAAGCACUUUAUUUCAGCAUUGUAGUCGGUAACUGCGCCAUUUAUAGACGGCAGUUGGAAAAGCACUACUUUUAAUAUCACAUUUGUCCUUUAUUUCUAGGUUUCUGUACAGAAACUUUUUUGGCAAAAAGUAAAAGCCUUCUAUUCUAAAAAAAAAUUAAAGUGUUGGGUAUUCAGAAACGGAGAGACUGAAAAUGCCAUUUUCAAAUUAGUUAUUAAAGAGUAUUUAUUGUUAACCAAUGUAAAAACUGGAAUACACGUUCGACUUAAUGUCUCGCUAACGCUUUUGACUUCUUAGUUCGCGAAUAAUGUGAAAUCGUUUCAUAAUAUUAACAAGAUUCCAAUGAUUUUAGUACUGUAGAAGGGUCCUGCAUUUAUAAUACGUGCUGAUUAUAUAAAAAGCUGUUUCUUACUGUAUCUCAUUUAGUAUUAAUUUAUUAACACAGGAUAACACAUGCACAAGUAUUUUCUGUGAAUAAAUGUUACAGCAUGUUUAUGUCACGCAUAGUAUAGACUUGUGUAUCUCAUUAGGUGUUAAAGGUGUCAGUCAGUAGGAUGCGUCAGAUAAAUUAACUUUAAAUUGCGUAUCUAGUGGUUGAAUUGUUAAUGACAUAUAUUGUAUUAUUGAAUAAUGAUGUUUAAAAAUAUUACUUUGUGUUUACAUGUACUUUAAAUUCAAUAACCAGUUAACAUUACAAGAGUAGUAAGUAAUUCUCAGAUAACUUGUGCAGUUGAUAUAAAAAAAAUGAAAUGUAUAUAUUCAAACUGCUUCUGACAUAAAAGCGAAAUAAGAAUGUUCUUUGUAGUUAUGUAGAACAUACACAUUAGUGUUAUUGUAAUUGUAUAUUAUGGUUCUACGCAUGGAACCCUGUGAUUGAAAAUAAAACUAAUAAAUGCUACAAAGAUCAUUUUGUGAAAUGUAAUUACUUAUAACAAUGGAAAUAUUUUAAGACGUAUUAUUAUCGAAUGUUUGCUUUGUACGUCACAUUAAGGAUAUAAAAUUUCAAUGAAGUAGGUGGGUAAUAUUCAUGUUACCCAAGAAAACAUGAAAUAAAAAUAUGUUAUUAAUGUUAUUUUUUUAGUAGAAUGAAAUUUUAAAUAUAACAAAUUACUUUUGUUGUGUCUGGAAUAUCAUUGUAAUUUUAAGAGUAUAAUAUUCUAUGGAUAAUUGAUUAUUAAUGUUUUAUAUUAACGUUUGAAAAUAAAUAUUUAAAAUAAAUGUUAAAGUAAGUAUCGCAUUCGAUGGUAUUUUUCUGGUAAAUGGAUAACUGUUAGGUUAAUAUCUACAGUAUUUAAAAAAAAAAUAAAAAAAUAUAUUUCUACGGAACAAUUAGUUUGGUUACUAUUCUGUAACUUAAAGGGAUGCUAAAAAGUGUUAAUUCAUGAACAUGGUCAUCGUGUAUUGCUUUUGGAUACAUCAUUAACAAUUAUCUCAAAACUUAUCUCAUAAUAUGUAAAGUUAUAACACAGUGGAUAAAAUUAUUUUAGAGAAAUAUUUGUUGUAAUAAUUACUGUCAAAGCUGUCGUGUUUUGCAAUGUUGUACUUGCGAAGCGCGAAAGUGUCCUACCUACUUAUGUUACUGUUUUAUGUAGCUACCUGAAGUUCGAGGGACUUAAUAGAUCAAUUUAUUGUGGGAUGGAUGUCAUGAUUUGUAGAUUGACUCACAAAUUAAAUAUCUUUGGUCUGAA
Molecule: messenger RNA, 5666 nt
Organism: Bacillus rossius redtenbacheri
Lineage: Eukaryota; Metazoa; Arthropoda; Insecta; Phasmatodea; Bacillidae
Gene: 7B2
Product: neuroendocrine protein 7B2
Exons: 9
Coding region: 1-1023 (340 amino acids)
Biological process (GO): neuropeptide signaling pathway; regulation of hormone secretion
Cellular component (GO): secretory granule
Molecular function (GO): enzyme regulator activity
Source: RefSeq, a predicted model, not a curated record